Cajanus cajan (pigeon pea) is the source of this 469-nucleotide messenger RNA. Its product is annotated as cell division control protein 48 homolog C. The record is from RefSeq and is a predicted model, not a curated record. NCBI's taxonomy places the organism in Eukaryota, Viridiplantae, Streptophyta, Magnoliopsida, Fabales, Fabaceae. Gene Ontology annotation, molecular function: ATP hydrolysis activity; ATP binding.
AUGGUGCAAUCUUCAGAAACAAGAGAAGGGUUCAAUCUCAUUCCUGAUGUAAAAUGGGAAGACGUUGGUGGCCUUGAUCUCUUAAGAAAUGAGUUUGAUGACUAUAUCAUAGGGCCUAUAAAAUGUCCUGGGGAUUAUGAGGGAUUUGGGCUGGAUCUUUCGACAGGAUUUUUGCUUUAUGGACCUCCAGGUUGUGAUAAACCACUGGUUGCCAAAGCUGUUGCCAAUGCUGCAGGAGUUAGUUUCCGUCAUAUUAAGUUGGAUGCAAACUUCUUUGUAGAGAGUUUCAAACACAUGAGCUUCUUUUUUACAAAGAGAGGGGGUAAUAGAGUGGCACAUGAGUAGAACAUUUGUUACCAAAAAUGAAAUAAUAUUAUUAAUCAUUCUGUAAAGAGAAUUUUUAAAUAAUAUCUCUUGCUUGUCUCUUCGGAAGAAAACGAAUCUGAAUGAUUUUGUUUCUGUGGAUUGA